AUGUCGAAGUCUCUGAUCCGCAGGGCAAAAAAUGUGGUUAAUGGCUACUCCGGUACGCAAGUGGUACUGCGGGAAGCUACUUCGAACGAUUCAGAUGGACCUUCGGUCGAACUGCUGGACGAAAUCGCAGAUCGGUCUUUUGAUAACGUGAGCUUCUUUGAGAUUAUGGACAUGCUUGACAAGCGGCUGAAUGAUAAAGGCAAGAACUGGCGCCAUGUAGCCAAGUCUCUGACCGUUCUGGACUACCUGGUUCGCUGUGGCUCCGAAAACUGUGUUCCUUGGGUCAGAGAGAAUCUCUACAUCAUCAAAACUCUACGAGAAUUUACCCAUGAAGAUGAGUUUGGAAUUGACCAGGGGCAAAUUGUGCGUGUUAAAGCUCGUGAACUGACAUCGCUGUUGCUGGACGACGAGCGUUUACGCGAAGAAAGACAGCUCAGGCAAAGAGACCGUCGUCCAAGAAGGCGCAGGACCCCGGACAUGGAUGACGACCUGCAACGUGCAUUGGAGGAAAGUAAGCUCACCGCGGAACAAGAAGAAGAAGACAGGCGCAGAAGAUACGAAAUGUACGAUAACAGCAACGACGACCUGCAAACAGCUAUACAACUCAGCAAGGAAGAGGAAGAACUCAAACGUCUUCGAGAAUUGCAGAGACAACAACAAAUGCAACAGGCUCAAGGUGAGAUGUUUGGUUAUGGUCAACAGCCUCAGCAGCCAGCUCUUUAUUACGAUGUGUUUGGAAAUCCUAUCACCGCAGAAGAGUAUUUACAAUACCAACAGCAGAUGAAUGAACAGUUGGCACAACAACAACUUGCACAACAACAAUUUCUUGCGCAGCAACAGUAUCUGGCAAUGCAGCAACAACAAGAUCAGCAGGCUCUUGCACAACAGCAAUAUCUGCAGUCGUUGGCGCAACAACAACAACAACAACAACAACCGCUCGCCACUGGUUCUAACAAUCCAUUUGCGUUAGGUGCACAAAGCAAAACAACAGAGGCACCUUCCCCGCAACCCGUUCAACCUCCAAGAUCAGAGCAAAGGUUGCAAAACCUGCCUCCACAAAGUGCUAUGUCAGCUCCACAGCAGCCACUGAGGCAAACAAGAACCGGGAACCAGUCAAUUUCCGACAAAUACAGUGAUCUUAACAAUCUUUUGGCAUCAGGAAGUGGCCUGGACACUUUCGGUAAUACAGGCCAAACUCGUAUCCCAGCCCAACAUACAAAGACUGGGACAUUCAUCAAUUCCCAGGGCACUGGGUACAAACAAGUCACGAAUGAGGCCCCCCAGGGCAAGAAAAACCCAUUUUUGGCACAACAAUACACUGGCCUUCCAAGCACCUCCGUUGUUCCAUCAUACACUGGAUAUGGUUUCGGCAAUGGGAACGCCAAUAUUCAACAACAGCCCCACCAACAGUCGGCUACACACUUCGCCGGAAGUGGCACCGCCGACCAAGGUGUUAGUCUAAUUGAUUUAUGA
Lachancea dasiensis is the source of this 1473-nucleotide messenger RNA. Lineage: Eukaryota; Fungi; Ascomycota; Saccharomycetes; Saccharomycetales; Saccharomycetaceae. The record is from the annotation of a GenBank genome assembly.